This is a messenger RNA of Musa acuminata AAA Group (dessert banana), 1961 nucleotides long. RefSeq names its product ATP synthase subunit 9, mitochondrial. The transcript has a single exon. The coding region runs from base 1534 to 1896 and encodes 120 amino acids. Gene Ontology annotation, molecular function: proton transmembrane transporter activity. Gene Ontology annotation, biological process: proton motive force-driven ATP synthesis; proton transmembrane transport. The record is from RefSeq and is a predicted model, not a curated record. Lineage: Eukaryota; Viridiplantae; Streptophyta; Magnoliopsida; Zingiberales; Musaceae.
GUAGCACUUGUUUAAGUCUUGGAUUUACUGUAUUAAGUCUGAUCCCGUUCCUUGGCCCCUACCUUAUCUAUCUUCUUUCUCUUUUCUUCUCUUCUUCCUUACUAUUUCCUUUGUAUUCAAAACAUGUAACAUCUGAAUUGUCAAGUGGUUCGUUCCUCUUCUCCAAUCCAUCUCUAUAUCAUCUUUUCCCUUAUAAAUGCUGUGACCAUAGCAUCCCCAGUAGGACUGAAUGAUUAAGUAAGCCAUGCAUGUAAGAGUCGCUUUGUCAAUGAUAAUGGAUACGCGAAGGAACAAAGCCUCACUUCUGGCUCUAUCUCCACAUCGAUGAAGGAGAGGAGUACCAUAGUUUAGGGGCUAGGCAACCCUUGGGGCUGGAUUGACUCUGGCGGAUAAAGCUCGAGAAGCACCAACAAUCAAAUCCUAAACCUAGUGUUUACUUGCGGUGACAAAUCCUAAACCUAAUGUUUACUUGCGGUGAUUGGAUCCAUAGCUUAAUGGUAAAAGCGACCAACUCCACAUUGGUCCAAAAGAAUAUAGAGGGUUCGAUUCCUGCUGGAUCCAAAAAGGCCAAAUUCCACGUUCCAUUAGUGUAUUUGAAUUGGCUUGGCUCUCCGUUCCAUUAGUUUAUUUGAAUUGGCUCUCUAUCAAUGGCCAUACUGAAUGAAUUGGUAACAUCAUAUCAAUACCAACAAAUAUGAACUCUGAGUCAUAACUCUCCAUUCUUAUCAAUACUGAUGGAACUCAUGGAUGAGGGGUCUUAUAGUAUGAACGAGAAUUCGCUGUUUUUACAGAAAACAAAGUCGGAGGGGGAAGAAUAAAUAGACACAUAUCAUCUUAUAGAGAGAAAGAAGCACAAAAAGCGAAAUACUUAAGAAAAAGGCCAGACUCCACUCACAUAUCAUCUUAUGGAGAGAAAGAAGCACAAAAAGCGAAAUACUUAAGAAAAAGGCCAGACUCCACUCACUCUUAUACUUGACUUCUACCCUGAGCACUGGCAAGGUAUCUGUAGACACAGUAACGUGAAAUCCAAUCCACGACGGAAUUCUAUCUAUGUAUGGGCAGCAAGCAUCAUAGUAGUAUUGUAUCGGUCGUAAUGCCAGAGCAGAGGAAUAAUUCCCGCAAGGCAACGAAGGGGACGAGCUUGGGUUGAAGCAUGAUGGAAUUCAGUCCUAUCCUCAAUUUAUGAGUUACAAAUCAAGUCUUACGGGUUGGUUGGUCCGAUCGAUUGUUGUAGCUCCUGGUCCUUUAAGAAUAUAGAGACAGAGAUUUCAGCCUACAGCGGCACCCUCCCUGAGUAAUAGCCGACUUGGACAACUACUCGGGACUCCCUACGCGUCGACUAGGCUUAUAAGAAUAGGCUCCCCUCACAAAUAAUGGGCUAACAUUAUAAGAAUGGGCUCCCCUCACAAAUAAUGGGGUUGAAUAAGCUUUUAAAUGAGCUCUACAACAAAGGCCGGCACGAUGGAAAGCGGAUUUCUCUUUUAUAUAAUGUUAACAAUUUCAACAAAAUAAGAAAUUGGGAAUUCUAUCGGGAUGAGGUUGAAUUAUACUAUUAUGGAUCGCGGGGUGGGGAAGAGGAAUCGACGAAGAAUCCAGGAAAGAGCCGUGAAGGAAAAGCGUGACGAGUCAAUUCUUGUCUUGCUUGAAAUGUUAGAAGGAGCUAAAUCAAUAGGUGCCGGAGCUGCUACAAUUGCUUCAGCCGGAGCUGCUGUCGGUAUUGGAAACGUCCUCAGUUCCUCGAUCAAUUCUGUGGCGCGAAAUCCAUCAUUGGCUAAACAAUUAUUUGGUUAUGCCAUUUUGGGCUUUGCUCUCACCGAAGCUAUUGCAUCGUUUGCCCUAAUGAUGGCCUUUCUGAUCUCAUUCGUAUUCCGAUCGCAAAAACAAUGUCUUUGGUGAUAUUUGGAUUUAGUAGGAGCUAGAGAUUGUAGAAUUUUCGAAUAUUAGAGUGGUGGGUGGGUGGU